Molecule: messenger RNA, 1492 nt
Organism: Limulus polyphemus (Atlantic horseshoe crab)
Lineage: Eukaryota; Metazoa; Arthropoda; Merostomata; Xiphosura; Limulidae
Product: max dimerization protein 1-like
Exons: 6
Coding region: 372-914 (180 amino acids)
Biological process (GO): regulation of transcription by RNA polymerase II
Molecular function (GO): RNA polymerase II cis-regulatory region sequence-specific DNA binding; DNA-binding transcription factor activity, RNA polymerase II-specific; protein dimerization activity
Source: RefSeq, a predicted model, not a curated record
UCACAAGUGCCUGUCACAAACGUGAAAAGCACGUGGAGGUAUUUUAAGGAGCUAUGUUACAAACAUUGAUAUUAAUUGGUCAAUAACUUCGGGUUCAUUCGGAACGUUUCGGAACACCAGAAUCGUUACAAAGUGACCAAUCAGUUUACAAAACUCAUGUUUGAUCGUACAAAAAAUAAAAUAAUCCGAGUGUAUCCGAAAUCCGUUAUCGAACGAUGUUAACAAAACAAACGUCAGGGAACGAAGGAUUAAGGGACCGCCAUAUUCGUGUCGUCUAUAAUUGGUUGUUGUUCUCUAGUUGAUUGAGAUGAGCAUUGCAGCACUAAUACAAGCUGCCGAAUACUUAGACAGAAGAGAAAGAGAAGCUGAACAUGGUUAUGCAUCAACAUUGUCACUUUCUCGUGACCUCAGACACAGGAGAGCAGUUUCAAAAAAGUCACACUCACAAGGACACUUUAACAGAACAACACAUAAUGAGUUGGAAAAAAAACAGACGUGCACAUCUCCGGGACUGUAUGGAAAAUCUGAAGGAAAUGGUACCUCUCGAUCCUGACUCUAGUCGACACACUACAUUAGGGCUACUGACCAAAGCCAAGUUGUUUAUCAAAGGUCUGGAGGAGAGGGAAAAGAAACAACAAGUGCAAAAAGAACAACUCCUGCGAGAACAGCGCUACCUGAGACGUAGACGGGACCAUUUAGGAGCAGCUAUUGUCAAUCUGAAGAGAGGAGGCACCAAUGCGUCGACAUCUGUUUCAGAAAGCUCGCCAUCACAGUCAGAUGAUAUAGACAUAUUGGGCUAUAAUAGCAACCCAAGUGAUACUGACGAUCACAACAGCGUUCAGAGUAUGAACAGUGAUGGAGGCAUGGCUAUCACCACCAGGAGGCUGCCGCUGGUGAACGAAGUCACUCUGUAACAGAAUCGGAAUUUAUGUUUGUUUUCGUAAUUCAAGAUAAGAGCACGUGUUAUCAAAAAGUGUUGAUUCGAUCAAUCUUUCAGAUCAUCCAUACGGAUGGAUGAUAUAAAUGAUUGUUUGUUGGACAUGUUUUAAUAAGCUUGAUUUUAUUUUUGUUUUAAAAAACACACAAUCUCUUUAUAGAUUAAAAGUUAUGUCAGUGGUUAGAAUAUUUCUUACCGGUAUUACAUCAUAUAAAGCGUUUUUUUACAAAAAAAUUAAGAUUUUCUUUUUACUGUGGAUUACCAGUAGGAAACGACUGAGUCUUAAGUAUAUAUAUGUAUAUAACUCAAGCGGUACUCGAGAACAGUAAAUUCCUGUGCCAUUCCUCCAUUCCACACACACACAAAAAAACCGGCUUUUUUCGUCUUAUUAGUAGGCCUGGCGAUUAGGGCGCUCAACUUGCAAUCUGAGGGUCGCGAGUUUGAAUUCCCGUCAUCCCGAACAUGCUCGCCCUUUCAGCCGUGAGGGCGUUAUAAGGUGACAGUCAAUCCCACCAUUCGUUGGUAAAAGAGUAGACCAAGAGUUGGCGGUGGGUG